This is a messenger RNA of Ricinus communis (castor bean), 2614 nucleotides long. RefSeq names its product glycosylphosphatidylinositol anchor attachment 1 protein. The transcript is spliced from 5 exons. Gene Ontology annotation, biological process: attachment of GPI anchor to protein. The record is from RefSeq and is a predicted model, not a curated record. Gene Ontology annotation, cellular component: membrane; GPI-anchor transamidase complex. Bases 231 to 2534 code for a protein of 767 amino acids. Lineage: Eukaryota; Viridiplantae; Streptophyta; Magnoliopsida; Malpighiales; Euphorbiaceae.
UCAAUGCGAGCUCUCUACUCCUAUUUGAGAAAAAAGAAAAAAGCUGUGGGCUAAUAAGUCCUGAAAGUUAAUUUCGGGCUAAGUGCUAAUUUCCUGUAGCUUUGAGGGGGCAAAUCAGCAUAUGAACCUGCCGUUCUACACUUUUUGACUGGCAGCAGCAGAAAAAUGGUGCCUUAGCUUCGCAAUGCACACAACUGAUCGAGUUUGAAGCUAUUGCAAGAAUAGCAGUGAUGGCAAAUGCAGAGCAAGAGAAGGAGACCCCGAAGAAGAUCAGGCCGAGACCAAUCGUGCGUCUCGGGAUCUUCCUCAUUUCUCACAGCCUCUUCUUUAGUGUAAUCUGUUGUAUCGCUGGAGUUUUAGCUCUCUUGUUACUUCCAGUUCUCGCCAAGAACACUUACAUUUCCGAAAAUGCCCUCAUGCCUGGUUCUGCAAGUUCCAUGCUUUCAAAUCAUGACAUUCUACAAGCAAAUAAAUUGGUGGAGGACUUAUAUAGCUGCAAUUUGGGACCUGAAGACAAAGGCAUAGAAGGACGAGGGGUACUAGCGAGAUAUAUGUUAGACAUGGGUGCUGAAGUUAGUUACCAUAAGUUCCAUCCGCAGCUGAAUCAAUUCCAUCCACUUCAUUUCUUUUCCAAUCCUGAUUCUGGGAUAAUGAGAGAGAACUUUAGCUGCUCACCAUAUGGUAUCAACACUGUUGGAAUAAUAAGAGCACCUCGUGGUGACGGUAAGGAAGCUAUCGUGUUGGUGACACCUUACAAUUUUGGAAAGAGCGAUCCCAGUGAAGCAUUAUCUUUGGGUAUUGCAUACUCAGUAUUUUCUUUGCUCAGCAGAGUUACAUGGUUGGCCAAGGAUAUUAUUUGGCUUGUUGCUGAUUCACAGUAUGGUGAAUAUGUCCCUGUUGCUGCUUGGCUGAGAGAUUAUCACACACCAGCAUUUACUGGUUUGGCUUCUGUAAAUGCUGAUGCAUGUCUCAGAGGUAGUAAUCUUUAUGUAUUGGAAGAAAAUUAUGUUGCACAAAGAAAGAUAUAUGAUGGUUUUAGACGUGCUGGGACCAUGGCUGCCGCCUUGGUUGUUAAGGUUACAGAUAGAAAUGAACUGUGGGAUGAUACUCUUAGUAUCUAUCCUGAGGCAUCGAAUGGGCAGAUGCCAAACCUAGACCUCAUUAAUGUUGUGAAUUAUUUAGCUGUUCAUAGGCAAGGUUUGCAUGUAAAGGUUCAGAAAUUGUGGUCUCAACUUAAUCUAAAAUGGCUUGAAAUUUUGGGAAAAGUAUUUGAAUUUAUAGGAAAAGAGGCCAGAAGUUUGAAUCCCAACUGGAAGUUUGGCAUUCCAGCUGCGGAUUAUAUUGAAGGUGCUGUUACCCUUGCAAGUUCAUUGUAUCACCAGGCACUGGGCAUUCCCACAGGUCCCCAUGGUGCCUUCCGUGAUUUCCAAGUCGAUGCAAUUACUUUGGAGAUUUCACCCAAAGUUUCUUCUAAUAAUAAAGCCAGACGGAAUGAGUUUAUUCUGCGAGGUGGCAGGUUGAUUGAAGGAGUUAUAAGAUCAGUAAAUAAUCUCCUUGAGAAGUUUCACCAGUCAUUUUUCCUGUAUCUAUUAACAUCUCCUAGCAAGUUUGUUUCGGUUGGAGUGUAUAUGAUCGCUUUUGCCCUCCUUGUAGCUCCACUUCCCUUGGUUGCUGCUUCCCUUUAUGCUGAUGCUAAUAAAUUGGAUCUUGGCUUGAAAGAUGGAAAAUCUACUUGUAAAGUCACUGAAUCAAAUAAGACAGACAUCACUAAAUCAAAUGAGACAGAAAUCAUGGAAUCAAAUGAGAGAAACAUCAAUGGAUCUAAUGUUACUUCUAAAGCCACUGAAUCAAAUGAGACAGAUGUCACUGACUCGAAUGAGAAAGACAUUACUGAAUUGAAGAAAGACAUCACAUUCAGGCCAUGGAAAUGGGUCAAUGCAGCAAAAGAAGUGUUUUUCUUUCAUAUAUGGGGUACAGUAGUUGCUUUGCUGCCAUAUUACAUUUGUCAAAUACCAGAUUGGAGCCCAACAGCCAGUUCUAUCAGCUGGAUAUUGCUUUCUAUGCUUAGCCUCCUAAUCUUGUACCUGAUCUUGGGUUCACCAUUUUUGCAUUACUACGUAUCUGAAUGUCAGCAAGGCCAAUGGGCUAUUUUAAAAUCAGUGACCAUAUCAGCUGUAUUCAUUGGUUUACUGCUCAUGUCAGUGGUUAAUUUUGCUACCGCAGAAAUUGGGGCAUUAAUAAUAGUGCCUACUUGUUUGAUGGCUCAUCCAUUGAAGCUUGACAUUAGAACUAAAAGUCUGGGGAGUUUCUUGAGGCUUGUUUGUAAUCUGAUUUUGGGUUUUAUUGCACUUCCACCAGUUGCAUUUUUCCUGUCAAAAGGUAUAAUUGAAGGUAACGACAGCAUUAAUGUUGGCGACUUCUGGAGCUGGGUGGAGUCCCUUUGGGCAUGGAACAGUGCAACUUACAUCUAUGUAGGUAUGGUCCACUUGCCAUGUUGGGUUUUAUGCAUACACAUUUUAUUUCAUUCUUGUUGACACGUCUCUCAGUUUUCUUUGUUGUACUACUUGUGAGCUAAACAUGCGAAUCAGUAGAUCGAAGUAAAUUUUCUUUUGAA